Sesamum indicum (sesame) is the source of this 1094-nucleotide messenger RNA. RefSeq names its product putative xyloglucan endotransglucosylase/hydrolase protein 25. NCBI's taxonomy places the organism in Eukaryota, Viridiplantae, Streptophyta, Magnoliopsida, Lamiales, Pedaliaceae. Gene Ontology annotation, biological process: xyloglucan metabolic process; cell wall biogenesis. The record is from RefSeq and is a predicted model, not a curated record. Gene Ontology annotation, molecular function: hydrolase activity, hydrolyzing O-glycosyl compounds; xyloglucan:xyloglucosyl transferase activity. Gene Ontology annotation, cellular component: cell wall; apoplast.
AUGUCGGAUCAUUCACUCACAUUAACAAGAAGAAUCAAACACAAAACCAGCUGCAAACAGAAAAAAUGGGUUUCUUUCCUUGCUCCAGAAACUCUCUACUUUUACUCUUUACCACAAUAUUCCUAGUCACCUCAUCGACAGCGGUUUCCGGCAGUAACCAUUUCCAAGAUUUCGACAUCACAUGGGGCGAAGGCCGCGGUAAAAUCCUGGAAAACGGGGAGCUCCUCACGCUCUCUCUCGACAACUACUCCGGGUCGGGAUUUCAGUCCAAGAAAGAGUUCUUGUUCGGGAAGAUCGAUAUGCAGCUGAAGCUUGUGCCCGGAAACUCAGCUGGAACUGUCACUGCUUUCUAUUUGUCGUCUGGAGGGUUGAAUCACGACGAGAUAGACUUUGAGUUCUUGGGGAACCUGAGUGGGGAGCCGUACACUGUUCAUACAAAUGUGUAUGCUCAAGGGAAAGGAGAGAGAGAGCAGCAGUUUCAUUUGUGGUUUGAUCCUACCGCUGAUUUUCAUACCUAUUCUGUUCUUUGGAAUCCUCAAACUAUCGUGUUCUCAGUUGACAACACACCCCUGAGAGAGUUCAAGAACCUGGAGAAAUUGGGAGUCCCAUUCCCCAAAACCCAGCCCAUGAAGCUCUACUCCAGCAUCUGGAACGCAGAUCAGUGGGCCACAAGAGGUGGCCUGAUCAAGACUGACUGGACUCAGGCUCCCUUCGUCGCUUCAUACAGAAACUUCAACGCUGAUGCUUGUGUCGUCUCCGAUGCACCGGGAGCAGCCUAUUGCACCUCCUCACUGGCAGACACCACCCCCUGGGAAUCACAGAAAUUGGACAUCCUAAGUGAAGAGAAGCUCAAAUGGGUGCAGCGGAAUUACAUGAUCUACAACUAUUGCAAUGACGCCGAUCGCUUUCCCCAGGGUUUUCCGCUGGAGUGCUAUGCUUAGGGAUUAGUUGGCUGUGUGCAACCCCACCCAUAAGCUAAUAUAUAUGCUCCUCAUCAUGAUCAUCCCCUUUAAUCUUAAAUUUAGUUAUGUUCUUGUAGAUAAGUAUGGGAUUAAGACAUAGUUAAGUAUUAUUAAUAGAAAGUAUUAAGAAAG